CAUUGUGCUGGCUGGUACUUUCACCCUCCUCCCAUCCCACCUCCUUUUCCUCUCCACUCGCCUCUCGCUGUCUCCCAUCACUGGGAGAUCAAUCUGGGAGUGGCAGGAAGGAGGAAAGGAUAACAAGGAAGAUAGAGGUGAAGCAGCUCAUCAAGGAUUUAAAUAAUAUUUACGCCACAUCCUUUCCUUUACGACAGCAGCAUGGCUGAAGGUUCAGUGACCAUAGCAGAGGUGGAAACCUCCUUUCAUAAGUUCGCCAUCCAUGGAGACACCAAAGCCACGGGAAAGGAGAUGAACGGUAAAAACUUUGCUAAACUUUGCAAAGACUGCCACAUCAUCGAUGGAAAGAAUGUCACCACCACGGAUGUUGAUAUUGUUUUCAGCAAAGUCAAGGCAAAGUCGGCUCGUGUAAUCACAUUUGAACAGUUCAUCCAGGCCAUCACUGAGCUGUCUGUGAAGCGUUUUAAAGGCAAGAGCAAAGACGAGGCACUUCAGCUGAUCUACGGUCUCAUUGUUGGGAAGGAACCCACCAAUGCUGGCAUUACAAAAGUAGCAAAGGCGGCAGCAGUGGAUCGGCUGACUGACACAGCCAAGUACACAGGUUCACACAAGGAGCGCUUUGAUGAGUCUGGCAAAGGCAAAGGAAAGGCUGGACGUGAGGACAUCCCAGACAGCAGCGGAUAUGUGGCAGCUUACAAGGGCAGCGGCUCUUAUGAUGACAAAGUGAAAAAUGCAUAGCUAUGCUGAAUAAUAAAUGACCCUGUAUACUAACAAUUUCCAUUAAUAAUAAUAUAAAAAUAGAGUUGAAGUUAGAGGGUGUACAGCAUGGAGGCAUAAUGGUAUAAUAAUGUAUAUUUUCUGUUAUUUAUAGGGACAAAAGGGAAAAAUAGUCUUUAGCUUUGCAGCAGAACUACACUUUGCAUUAUUUCCAUGUGCCUUGUCAUGCAGCUACUUAUGUACAUGCUCUGAUACACUGCACUGUUAUGCUACUGAUGCAAUAAUAAUAUCUGACUAAAUUUCAACAGGUGACUCCACACAGUUAACUGUUAUUUAACUUGCUACGCUAAGCUUUAGCUGGAAAAUCCCUGCUCACAAUGAUGGCUAUUAUGGAAACCGAUUGUUACAAAUUAGAUUUAUAUUUUAUUUUUUAUUACACAGAGACAAACUUUAUACAUAAAAAUUACAACAGUAUAUUUACAUUCUGUAUUUUUAUUUCACAAUUUUGGGAUGUUAUGACAAUGUCUUGUUUUUUGUCAUGUUUUUGUUUUCAGGCUAAUUUAAUAAACAAUGUACUACAAUAUGUAACUAAUGCAAUAUUUACCAUUUACCAUGAUUUUGAAUUAAAAUAUGCAUGUAUGUUUUCCCCUUUCA
Messenger RNA from Nothobranchius furzeri (turquoise killifish), 1371 nucleotides. RefSeq names its product tubulin polymerization-promoting protein family member 2 (gene tppp2). NCBI's taxonomy places the organism in Eukaryota, Metazoa, Chordata, Actinopteri, Cyprinodontiformes, Nothobranchiidae. Gene Ontology annotation, cellular component: microtubule. The record is from RefSeq and is a predicted model, not a curated record. Gene Ontology annotation, biological process: microtubule polymerization; microtubule bundle formation; positive regulation of protein polymerization. Gene Ontology annotation, molecular function: tubulin binding.